This is a messenger RNA of Perca flavescens (yellow perch), 4544 nucleotides long. RefSeq names its product tight junction protein 2b (zona occludens 2) (gene tjp2b). The record is from RefSeq and is a predicted model, not a curated record. Gene Ontology annotation, cellular component: plasma membrane; bicellular tight junction. Lineage: Eukaryota; Metazoa; Chordata; Actinopteri; Perciformes; Percidae. Gene Ontology annotation, molecular function: cell adhesion molecule binding. Gene Ontology annotation, biological process: protein localization to cell-cell junction; cell-cell adhesion; establishment of endothelial intestinal barrier. The transcript is spliced from 23 exons. The coding region runs from base 477 to 4067 and encodes 1196 amino acids.
GAUGUGGGCAUAUCGGAGACUUUAACAGAAAAAAAGCCAUAAGCGUGUAGCCGACGUAGUGUGCUCCAGAAAAUGAGAUUUACAGUUUAGUCGAUAUUCCCAACCGCCGACAAGCUGUGGCGGUGUUCGCCACAUGUUUACACAACCGUUGGCUGAGCGUCGCCACUUCCAGCAGAUAGAAAACAAUGUUUCCAAUGAAGGAAACAGGAAACGUGUGUUUCCAUGAUUGUUGUGCUGGAGUGUGAGCCGACGGGACCUCCCUCUUUCCGCCUGCUGGCUCCAGUAGGCUGUACGCCUGGAGGAACCCAGCCUGGCUGCGAGGAGGGCGGAGCACUGUGGCUGCCUGUCACUAAGAUAUGUUUCAUUUCAAAAAACUAGCCCAGGCUACGCUAACGACCGUCUGAAUCCACACGGUUCUGCGUUUAACCGCGACGCCACAGCUGCUGUCCUGUCCAGCCGAGCCGAGGAGAAGCAGGAUGCCGGCGGUGAAAGGCGGAGGAAGACUGGCCUCUUACCCGAGCAAGAGCGAAAAUGUCGGAAGCUCAGGGAUGGAGGAGAUGGUCUGGGAGCAGUACACAGUCAACCUGCAGCGGGACUCCAAGAUGGGUUUUGGCAUCGCUGUGUCAGGUGGGCGGGACAACCCCAACGUGGACAAUGGUGAGACGUCAAUCAUCGUGUCAGACGUGCUGCAGGGAGGACCAGCUGAUGGAUUACUCUUUGAAAAUGAUCGUGUCAUUCAGGUCAACUCCAUCCCCAUGGACAACGUGCCUCACUCCUUUGCUGUGCAGUCCCUUCGUAAAUGUGGUAAAGUGGCUAAAAUAACGGUGAAGAGACCUCGUAAGGUCCACUCACUGAAGCAGCCCCCCUCCCCAGGCGGAGACAGUCGGGAGUACGCCCCCUCCACCCACUACUACGACGCCGACAAUGACAACGGCUGGUACCGUGACGAAGGCCGGGACCACAUCGCGGACAGCAAAGGAUACCUGGAGCCCGAGUACAGAGGAGGGCGGGACACCAACCAGAGAGGAAGGAGCCGCGGGAGGAGCCAUGAGAGAAGCUCGCCCAGCCCGGAGAGAUCCCGCAGGGAGGGCAGCCGGGGGCGCGCCCUGGACACCAGCGCCGACCGCCAGCGGUACCCCAGCCGCGGCCGCAGCCCCGGGGACAGCUACCGCAUGGAGGAUAAGUAUGAGCGUGGCGAAGGAGGAGGAGGAAGAGGAGGCAGGUACAGCAGCAGGGACCAGCUCAACGACAACCCCCCAUCCCCAGAAGCUUCCAGAGCGCUGGAGCCGCUGGACAAACCCGUCAACGUCCUGCUGGUGAAGAACAGACCCAGCGAAGAGUACGGUCUGCGUCUGGGGAGUCAGAUCUUCAUCAAACAGAUGACCAGCACAGGCCUGGCUGCCAAAGACGGGAACCUGCAGGAGGGAGACAUCAUUCUCAAGAUCAAUGGGACAGUGACAGAGAACCUCUCUCUGCACGAUGCUGGGAAGCUUAUAGAGAAGUCGCGGGGGAAGCUGCAGCUGGUGGUCCAGAGAGACCGCCGUCAGAUCCUGGUCCGCAUCCCCCCCCUCGCAGACUCUGACUCUGAUAAUGAUGACAUAUCAGAGAUGGAGUCAUACCAUUCCUAUUCUCCCCCAGAGGAGAGGAGAUCCCGCCACUCUGACCUGUCCUCCCACUCUUCUAAUGAGAGAGACAACCCCAGGGAAGAACCCAUGAGGACAGCCAAGAUGUCAGCCAUGGCCUCCCCAUUCCGAGUCCCUGAGGACCCCCAGGCAUCUGCUGAGCUGAGCAAAGACACCGCGCACAUUGAGGAGCCUCCAGUUGCUGUAACAGCCACGCCCAAGAUUCUCCUCCGACCAAGUCCAGAAGAUGAAAAAAUAUAUGGGCCCAACACAGUGAUGGUGAAUUUCCAGAAGGGAGACAGUGUGGGGCUGAGGCUAGCAGGAGGAAAUGAUGUCGGCAUCUUCAUAGCUAGCGUUCAAGAGGGCAGUCCUGCUGAGGAAGAGGGCCUGCGCAUCGGAGAUCAAAUCCUAAAGGUGAACAAUGUCGAUUUUCAAGGUGUAGUGAGAGAAGAAGCAGUGCUCUUCCUGCUGGAGAUUCCUAAAGGGGAAGUGGUCACCAUCCUGGCACAGAGCAAACCUGACGUCUAUAAUGAUAUCUUGGUGUCGGGGCGGGGAGACUCCUUCUUCAUCCGGACUCACUUUGAGUAUGAGAAGGAGACUCCUCAGAGCCUGGCCUUCAGCCGGGGGGACAUCUUCAAGGUGGUGGACACCCUCUAUGAUGGCAAGCUCGGCAACUGGCUGGCAGUCCGUGUUGGCAAGGACAAGCAGCUGCUGGAGAAAGGCAUCAUCCCCAACAAGAGCAGAGCGGAGCAGAUGGCCAGUGUCCAGAACUCUCAUAAAGCUGUUGCGGGCGAUCGAGCGGACUUCUGGCGGUUGCGAGGUCAACGUUCUUUGAAGAGGAAGGACCUGAGGAAGAGCAGAGAAAACCUGAGCGGUCAGACACUGGCCACCCGCUUCCCAGCGUACGAACGAGUGGUGCUCCGAGAAGCGGGAUUCCGGCGUCCUGUGGUGCUGUUCGGCCCCAUCGCAGACGCAGCCAAUGAGAAGCUGGCCUCUGAGAUCCCCGACCUGUUUGUUAUUGCCAAAACCGAGCCUAAAGACGCCGGAUCUGAGAAGUCCUCAGGAGUAGUCCGCCUGAACACCAUCCGACAAAUCAUCGAGCAGGACAAGCACGCCCUGCUGGAUGUGACACCCAAGGCAGUGGACACCCUGAACUACACCCAGUGGUACCCCAUCGUCAUCUUCUUCAACCCCGACAGCAAGCACGGCAUCAAGGCCCUGAGACAGAGGAUCGCCCCCAACUCCAACCGCAGUGCCCGCAAACUGUACGAACAGGCCGUCAAACUGAGGAAGACCUGCUCUCACUUAUUCACUGCCACCGUAGAUCUGAACUCAGCCAACGACGCCUGGUACGGCAGUGUCAAAGACUCUAUCAGAGAGCAGCAGAUGCAGGCUGUGUGGGUUUCUGAUGGCAAGCUGGAGGGAGUAGAGAGUGAUCUGGACUGCCAGGACGUGGAGCGCCUGUCCUUCCUGUCUGCCAUGUCGGCCGACUACCUCAGCAUGGACAGCCGGCUGACCUCUGACCUCGACGACACUGCCGACGAGGGCGGGGCCUACACCGACAACGAGCCCGACGCGGAGAUGAUGCACAUCUCCGCCAUCAGCCGCUCGUCUGAACCUGUCACAGCUGAGGAGAUCUUGCGCAGGUACAGUCCAGACAUCAGGAGUCGAUUGAGGAAAAUCAGCAGCCGUGACGUCCUCAACAGGUCCAGCCCUCCACCUGUCUUCUUACAAGACAGCAAGGUGAAACUGUCUCUGAGGGACGACUCCAGCAGCCCACGCCAUCACCACAGGCAGCACCACCCUCCACCCCCCAGCUCCAGUCGAAGUUACGAUUCUCCAUCCAGCAGCAGCCCCGCCAGCAGCAACAACGACCCUCCGCCACUCAUCCCCCGGUCGGCUGCCUCCUCCGGCCCGCUCCCUCCGGCUCACCACUUCAACUCCUGUAGCAAACUGUGGCCCCCGGGAGCGCCCCAUUCCCCCGCCGCGCCCAGGCCUGGCAGUGGUGGGAACAUGGUGGAGGCUUCACUUCACUCACCCGUGCCUCUGCCCAGUGCAACGGGCUGUAGGCAGCAGGAGGAGGCAGCCAAGGACAGCCCUGUGGACGAUCCGUCCUUGAGGUCCUUCCUGGGGAAGAUCAAGGCCUUCGAGAAGAUGGAUCACUUCGCCCGAGCCCAAAGGAUGCUGGAAUUGCAGGAGGCGCAGAAUGCCAGGUUGGAAAUUGCCCAGAAGCACCCAGACAUCUAUGCUGUUCCUCUGAAGACAGCCAAGCUGGAUCACAGUCGCCCACAGCCUAUCGGCUCCAGCUCCCGUCCUGAACCCCAGACUCCUCCGUCCUCCAAGGAGGGACGUCCCGUCUACCCCAGCCAAGAGGAGGCAGAGUCGGAGGCAGUGCCGGGAUACUACACCGCCAACUCCUUCCAGUACCAGGACACCCAGCUGUAGGCUCAGCACACAGCAGCUGUGGCCGCCCUCGGCUUACCUGGACGUACAUGUACACACACACACACACACACUGCAUAAGCAGUCUAUUUACACACAUACCAUUCCAUCAUGCCCUGCACAAGUAAGCUGCUGACUUUGAAUCGACUCUCGCUUCUUUGAUAUUAAGGGGGGGAAAACUUUUUCUUUUGGUUCAUGGAAGUUAAAGCAAUCUGUGCUAUCCAUUUGGAUAGGAACACACUAUAUUAACUUUACUUUUGAUGUUGUAUUUGAUUGCUUCUUUCUUACCUACCACUUUUAAAGGUCAAAACUGAGUGAUUAGGAACCACUUGUUUUCUUGCCUAUGCAACUCUUCAGUUUUUUGCACAGCAACUGAAACUUAAUGCCACAAGUUUUGCCCUCACAAAAAACCUCAACAAACCUAAAAACCACAAUGCGCUUUAUCACAUCUAUUCCUUUCUUUUUUAAGCUCCUAUUAUU